AUGGCGCUCCCACUGUAUAUUCCGCGUUGCAUUCACACUCCCGCCAGCCAGUGUCACCUCCCACCGCCUGACAAGCCGCUCAGAAUCCAAAUUGAAGGUCCCUUGAUCGCCAUACAAAGGCUUCUGCCACAUAUCCCAUGGCGUCUGGAUCCUCUAGACCGAACAUUCCCACAACCAGCAGGCCCAGAGCUAGCACGGUUGACGUAUCAAAAAGUAUACGGACGCGAUAUUUCUCCAGAAGUCCCAGGCGAUCUGGUGGUGCGGGAUGAGUACUUGGGCUGGAUGCCAGAGAAGCGUCCGCAGGAGUUGAUUGACUAUUACGGUGUAACAUUUGACCAUCUUGUUCCACCUGAUGAUACCAACCCCGAGGUGUUACAGAUUAACAUUAUUGAGAUUGAGGAUGACAAUGUCAUCUACGGAGUCUACGGUCUGGUGAAGCUCUACCAAAAGCGACAUGCCACCCUUAGCCGCUCAGUUCCCUACUUUGGUCUGAUGGGCGUGGGCGCCUGCUCGGCCGGCUACCAUAUGACCCUGAAAUAUCACACCCAAAUGUCGGAUGAACUAUCAAUGCAUCUACUUGUCACGCCUCUUCUCUACCGGAUCUUUACUUUCCAGACUAGCCUCCAGCACACCAGGCUCAUAGGCAUCCUCUUCCUCACUGAGUUCACUGUUGUGAUGGUGGUUCACAUGGUCAUGAAUGAGUUCCUUCUCCAUGCCGUGACCUUCGGGUUGGGGGUCCUUUUGAUCGCGACACAGACAAUCAAACUGGUCUCCCAGCGGGUCCCGCAUCCUUUCACUCGGAAGAAGCUUCGGAACAUCGGCCUCUUUGGCGUCUGUAGCUUCGUUUUCGGUUACAUGGUCUGGCUGAUUGAUGAGUGGGCUUGCAAUCCCCUGAUUCGCAUCAGACACUCGGUCGGCUUGCCCUUGGCGUUUGUGUUCGAACUGCAUGGAUGGUGGCAUGUCUUCACCGCAAUUGGUGGCUAUAUCGCGGUGGAGGUUGUGGACAUGAUCACAUCGGGUGAGGUUCACGAGGAUCCCACGGAUCAGUUUGCCUGGCCCAUUGCCGAUGUGGCAAGAUUUAUAGGGGGAGCACCAGGGACCAAGAAAUUGAGUUGA
Molecule: messenger RNA, 1116 nt
Organism: Aspergillus viridinutans
Lineage: Eukaryota; Fungi; Ascomycota; Eurotiomycetes; Eurotiales; Aspergillaceae
Product: ceramidase
Exons: 6
Coding region: 1-1116 (371 amino acids)
Biological process (GO): ceramide biosynthetic process; ceramide catabolic process
Cellular component (GO): endoplasmic reticulum membrane
Source: RefSeq, a predicted model, not a curated record